AUGUCGUGCCCUGAGAAGUGCCAGCAGUGCCAGCCCUGCAACCCUUGCUGCCAGCCCUGCGGCCCGACCCCGCUGGCCAACAGCUGCAAUGAGUGCUGUGUCAGGCAGUGCCAGAGCUCCACUGUUGCCAUCCAACCCUCUGCUGUGGUGGUGACCCUGCCCGGGCCCAUCCUCAGCUCCUUCCCACAGAACACCGUGGUGGGAUCCUCCACCUCCGCUGCCGUUGGCAGCAUCCUCAGCUGUGAUGGAGUGCCCAUCAACUCCGGGGGCUUUGACCUCUCCUGCAUCACCAGCUGCUACCGUGGCAGAUGUCCCCCCUGCUAA
Pipra filicauda (Wire-tailed manakin) is the source of this 324-nucleotide messenger RNA. Its product is annotated as feather keratin Cos1-2-like. Bases 1 to 324 code for a protein of 107 amino acids. NCBI's taxonomy places the organism in Eukaryota, Metazoa, Chordata, Aves, Passeriformes, Pipridae. The transcript has a single exon. Gene Ontology annotation, cellular component: intermediate filament. Gene Ontology annotation, molecular function: structural constituent of cytoskeleton. The record is from RefSeq and is a predicted model, not a curated record.